Molecule: messenger RNA, 1195 nt
Organism: Engraulis encrasicolus (European anchovy)
Lineage: Eukaryota; Metazoa; Chordata; Actinopteri; Clupeiformes; Engraulidae
Gene: lhfpl4b
Product: LHFPL tetraspan subfamily member 4b
Exons: 5
Coding region: 34-705 (223 amino acids)
Biological process (GO): sensory perception of sound
Cellular component (GO): plasma membrane
Source: RefSeq, a predicted model, not a curated record
GUGCAGCCAGGCAGCACCUAAAAGAGAGCAGCCAUGCAGGUGCACACGUCGGAGGUGGCCCGGCUGUACCAGACGGAGUUCAUCCGCAGCGCGCGGGCGGUGGGCGUGCUGUGGGCCGUCUGCACUCUCUGCUUCGCCGUGAUCGAGGUGGUCAUCCUCAUCCAGCCCUCAUGGGUGGGCACGCGCCAGCUGCACUACCGGCCCGGAUCCCCGCCACCCCAAGCAGGCACGCUGGGCCUGUUUGAGGUAUGCCUGGAGACCGACUGGCCGGUGCCCGAAUGCCGCGGCUCGCUGCGCACCCUGACGCCGCUUCCGGCCUUCCAGUCGCCCGCUGUGCUGGUGUGCAUUUCGCUGGCCAUGGUCUGGGCCUCCGUGGGCUGCCUUUGCCUCUUCCGCUUCUGCAACGCCGCCACAGUGUACAAGAUCUGCGCCUGGCUGCAGCUCACUGCAGGAUUUUGCUUGGCCCUGGCCUGCGUGCUGUUCCCAGACUCCUGGGACUGUGCGGAGAUGAGGGCCCUGUGCGGGGAGAGCGUGAGCAGCUUCUCCUCAGGGAACUGCACUGUGCACUGGGCAUACGUGCUGGCCAUGCUGGGUAUCCUGGAUGCUGCCAUCCUGGCCACACUGGCCUUUGUACUAGGCAACCGACAGGAUGCACUCCUGCCUGACGACGUCAAGGAUGUGACAGGAUUGCUGCUGGCACCAUAGGCCAACAUUGUGAGCCAAGGACAACUGCUGUGUGCCAGAAAAAAGAAGUUCUUGAUCGUUGUCCUUCCUUCACCUUCACAUUAAAGUCCCCUCAUUGCAUUAGCAGGGAAGGAAGGGAAUGAAGGAAGAAAGGAGAGAAACCGUGAGGAGGGCGUGCUCUCUCCUCCCCCUCACUCAUUACAUCACGCCUCACAUGCUCCACUUACAUAACGCCCCUGCAUAGAAACGGUCUCCUGGCAACCACACUGAUUCCGCAGUCGCCAUGUAGGAGGGGAAUGGGCGGAGAAAACUGGAGAGGAGAUGAGAGGAACGUUGCCUGGCAAUGUCAUGGAUUCUCCAACCUGAUUUAUUUGCUCUUCAGACAUGAGAGAAAAUUACUUUUCAGGUUUUCUUUUUUUUUUAAGUUAGCCCCCAUGUCACAUUUCAGAGAAAACAUCAAUAUCUUCCAUUACAAGUCCUGAGAUUCAAAUGUCAUCAAGUGUGUUUACGA